AUGCUUGGCAAGUACGACCCCUUCAACGUGACCUCGCCGAAUUCUGUUUCGAUUGAAACUAUCUCAUCUGGUGAUAUUGUUGUCGACGUAAAUUUGAAUGCCAAGGUUGAGGCGAUGGGACUGCCUGCACAAGCUCAGUUGAGGUUUGUGCUGGUACAACCUACGGUUUUCGUCGAAGUAGAAGCGGAUAUGUACGCAUGUGAGCCGGAUGCGCCUGCGUCAGUGUGUACCAACUUGACAGUUGCGGAUCUUCAGAAUCACUUGGAAAAUGCGACCACGAAAGAACCCUUUGCGAACACCAUAAAGAAGGUGUUGAAGAGGAUCAAGGACGCAUCUGUAAAAUCUUUCUCCCUCAGCUACCAGUCGAUGUCGAAUUUCAAGUUAAGCUUCGACAGCUCAAGUUUUGUAUUCCGCACUCUCCUGCAUCUCAUUCCCGACUACGAAGCCGAUGAUUUCAAUACGGAAGGCAUCAUCAAGACGGGCUACUUGAAGAUAAUGAGUCGUCAUGCUCCCAAACUGCUGAACUACUUCAUUAAAGACAUGCUGGAACCCUCGUUCGGUGCGACAUGCCUGACAGAAGAAUAG
Phytophthora nicotianae INRA-310 is the source of this 585-nucleotide messenger RNA. RefSeq lists its product as hypothetical. The transcript has a single exon. NCBI's taxonomy places the organism in Eukaryota, Oomycota, Peronosporomycetes, Peronosporales, Peronosporaceae. The record is from RefSeq and is a predicted model, not a curated record. The coding region runs from base 1 to 585 and encodes 194 amino acids.